UGGGGCGCAGGCUCUGGUGGCCGGGGGUGGGGCGACACCGUGGAGGGAGCGCGCGCUCCGCAGCCUCCCUGUGGCUCCCGGGCUUCGGCGGCGGCGUCUCCCGCGCACCCAGCCGCCUCCUAGCGGCGCGGCGCCUGCUCCCAGCCUAAAAUGUCGAAUGUGUAAAUUCAGUGGAAUAAAUGGCGUCCAAAGUCACAGAUGCUAUAGUCUGGUAUCAAAAGAAGAUUGGUGCCUAUGAUCAACAAAUAUGGGAAAAAUCUGUUGAACAAAGAGAAAUCAAGUUUAUUAAGCUGGGAUUAAGGAAUAAACCAAAGAAAACAGCACAUGUGAAGCCAGACCUCAUAGACGUUGAUCUGGUGAGAGGGUCUGCAUUUGCUAAGGCAAAGCCUGAAAGCCCGUGGACUUCUCUGACUAGAAAAGGGAUUGUUCGAGUUGUAUUUUUCCCUUUUUUCUUCCGGUGGUGGUUACAAGUCACAUCGAAGGUCAUCUUUUUCUGGCUCCUUGUUCUUUAUCUGCUUCAAGUUGCUGCAGUAGUGUUGUUCUGCUCCACUUCCAGCACACACAGCAUACCUCUGACCGAAGUGGUUGGGCCCAUAUGGCUGAUGCUGCUCUUGGGAACGGUGCAUUGUCAGAUCGUGUCUACGAGGACACCCAAGCCACCUCUGAGUACGAGCGGUAAAAGAAGAAGGAAAUUGAGGAAAGCAGCUCAUUUGGAAGUGCACAGGGAAGGAGAUGGCUCUAGUACCACAGAUAAUACACAGGAAGGAGCUGUCCAGAGCCACAGCCCAAGCAGCUCUUAUGGUGUUGGUGCUGUCUUCAGGGAUCUCUGGCACGCUGCGUUCUUCUUAUCACGAUCAACUAAAACAAAGAAUUCAAUUGAUAAAUCAACAGAGACUGACAAUGGCUAUGUGUCCCUUGAUGGGAAGCAGACUGUUAAAAGCAGUGAAGAUGGAAUACAACAUCAUGAACCUCAUUGUCAAACUCUUCGGUCGGAAGAGACCACCCGGCUCCCAGCAGUGCCGAGGAGCAUCCUCAGCAAAGAUACCCAAAGGACAAUAACAAAUGUCUCUGAUGAAGUAUCCAGUGAAGAAGGUCCUGAAACAGGAUAUUCACUUCGCCGCCACGUGGACAGACCUUCUGAAAGCGUCCUCCGGAAUAGAAAGUCACAUCAUUACAAGAAGCAUUAUCCUAAUGAGGAUGCCCCUAAAUCGGGUACUAGUUGCAGCUCUCGCUGUUCAAGUUCCAGACAGGAUUCUGAGAGCACAAGGCCAGAGUCUGAAACAGAAGAUGUAUUAUGGGAAGACUUGUUACAUUGUGCAGAAUGCCGUUCAUCUUGUACCAGUGAGACAGAUGUGGACAAUCCUCACAUUAACCCAUGUGUGAAAAAAGAAUAUAGAGACGACCCUUUCCAUCAGAGUCAUCUGCCCUGGCUCCAUAGCUCUCACCCAGGAUUGGAAAAGAUAAGCGCGAUCGUGUGGGAAGGCAACGACUGCAAAAAAGCAGACAUGUCUGUGCUUGAGAUCAGUGGGAUGAUCAUGAACAGAGUGAACAACCAUAUACCAGGAAUAGGAUACCAGAUUUUUGGAAAUGCAAUCUCUCUAAUCUUAGGUUUAACACCAUUUGUUUUUCGGCUCUCUCAAGCCACAGACUUGGAACAACUCACAGCACAUUCUGCUUCAGAACUUUAUGUGAUUGCAUUUGGUUCUAAUGAAGAUGUCAUGGUUCUCUCUAUGGUUAUAAUAAGUUUUGUGGUUCGUGUAUCUCUUGUAUGGAUUUUCUUUUUUUUGCUCUGUGUAGCAGAAAGAACUUAUAAGCAGCGAUUGCUUUUUGCAAAACUCUUUGGACAUUUAACAUCUGCAAGGAGGGCUCGAAAAUCUGAGGUUCCUCAUUUCCGGUUGAAGAAAGUACAGAAUAUAAAAAUGUGGCUAUCUCUCCGUUCCUAUCUUAAGCGUCGUGGUCCACAGAGAUCUGUUGAUGUAAUAGUUUCAUCUGCUUUCCUGUUGACCAUCUCAGUUGUAUUUAUCUGUUGUGCCCAGCUGCUGCACGUGCACGAGAUCUUCCUCGAGUGCCACUACAACUGGGAGCUGGUGAUCUGGUGCAUCUCCUUAACACUCUUUCUCUUAAGAUUUGUUACCCUGGGCUCAGAAACAAGUAAGAAGUAUAGCAAUACCUCAAUAUUACUUACAGAGCAGAUAAACCUCUACUUGAAAAUGGAGAAGAAACCUAACAAAAAGGAAGAGUUGACACUAGUGAAUAAUGUUUUAAAGCUGGCUACUAAACUACUAAAGGAAUUGGACAGCCCCUUUAGGUUGUACGGGCUUACGAUGAAUCCGCUGCUUUAUAACAUCACCCAGGUUGUCAUCCUGUCAGCUGUGUCUGGUGUUAUCAGUGACUUGCUUGGAUUUAAUUUAAAGCUAUGGAAGAUUAAAUCAUAACUAUUCGGAGAAAAGGAGAUGGAGCCCCUUCAGAGUCCGAGUGCUCACUACGCUGCUGGAAAGCAGUCGCUGACCCUGAGCUUCAGGAGUCUCCGCUGGGAAUUGAAGUGUUUACAUCAGACUGUCUUGUGCAAUUCUUGUAUUUA
Molecule: messenger RNA, 2581 nt
Organism: Octodon degus (degu)
Lineage: Eukaryota; Metazoa; Chordata; Mammalia; Rodentia; Octodontidae
Gene: Phtf2
Product: putative homeodomain transcription factor 2
Exons: 19
Coding region: 180-2435 (751 amino acids)
Cellular component (GO): endoplasmic reticulum
Source: RefSeq, a predicted model, not a curated record